This is a messenger RNA of Cryptomeria japonica (Japanese cedar), 2760 nucleotides long. RefSeq lists its product as uncharacterized. The record is from RefSeq and is a predicted model, not a curated record. The transcript is spliced from 5 exons. Bases 303 to 662 code for a protein of 119 amino acids. NCBI's taxonomy places the organism in Eukaryota, Viridiplantae, Streptophyta, Pinopsida, Cupressales, Cupressaceae.
CCGACCUGACCUUAAUUUGAAACAAAGACGACAUUGUUUGAGGAACGACAGGGUUUACCUAUCGUUCAUGUAAGCCAAACGCCUGAAGCUCAUUUUACUGCAGGAUUAUUUGUACUAGAGAGUUUUGUGGUGAUCAUUACAUGUUAAAGCAAAGAAAUUGGCAACUAUGCUGGAUGAAGAUUGGGAUAUUCUGGAUAGAAAAGCACUGGGGGUGAUUUGGUUGUGCUUGUAUCCAUCUGUAGCAUUUAACAUAUCUAAAGCAACAACAGCUGUUGAUUUGAUGAGUAUUUUGGAAAAGUUGUAUGAAAAACCUUCAACAUCGAAUAAGGUAUCGAGGACGUAAAGUCUUAAUCAUGGCACUGGCCAUGCUUUCUAAAAGAAUUUGUACAAAACUCAUGUCUCAACAUUCUCAGAAUCCUUUGCCUGUCUGCAACACCAUUUUCCGAAGCAUCUCCAAACGAACAAAAUACCUAAAGGAAGUAGAUCUAGCAGAUUUCUUGAAGGCUGUAGGCAAUGGAGUUGAGACACAUACUGAAAAACUUGCAAAUGAAAUCGGAGAUUUGCAACAGCUGCUCACGAUCAGAACUUUAAAGCUCAAGAAGAUGGGGAUUCCUUGCAAACAGCGAGCUAUAUUUUGGACAGAAUGUUUGCUUAGCAAAUGAGUCCUGGAAUCAUGAGGAAUAUCCAUGAAUUGGAGUGGUAAAUGAGAGUGUUAGAGGGCUUGAAAAUCCAGUAAGGAAUAUGCAUGAAUUGAAGUGGAAAAUGAGAGAGUUGGAGGCCUUGAAAAAUCCAGUAUUAUUGUAAAACAUUUGAUAUCGUGAAGACAUCAUAGAAUUAGCUAUUGUAUGUGCAAGUAGUAUCAGAAAACAUUUGGUAUCCUGAAGAUAUCAUAGAAUUAGCUACCACAUGUGAAAGCUAAGUGAUCUAGAAAAUUUCCUACAUGAUGAAUGGCAUUGUAUGUAAGGUUUUUGAUUCAUGUAAGAACCAAGAAGCAUUUUUGUAUGCUUUGGUACAAUUGGCAACCAGCAAUAAACAAUCUUGCAAGGGGUUGGAUUUCAUGGAAGCAGAUUAUUGUAAAACAUUUGAUAUCGUGAAGACAUCAUAGAAUUUGCUAUUGUAUGUGCAAGUAUUAUUAGAAUUUAUCUGGUAUCCUGAAGAUAUCAUAGAAUUAGCUAUUGUAUGUGAAAGCUAGGCGAUUUAGAAAAUUUUCUACAUGAUGAAUGACAAUUUUAUGUAAAGUUUUUGAUUCAUAUAAGAACUAAGAAGCAUUUUUGUAUGCUUUGGUACAAUUUGCAACUAGCAAUAAACAAUCUUGCAAGGGAUUGGAUUUUAUGGAAGCGGAUGGUGUUUAUUCAUACUAUUUUUAUCUUUGCGAGUUUCUCAAAAUUUGGACUUUCCACAACCUAAAACAUAGAAAAAUGGAGUAUUUGGCGAUUGUUCUUGAAGAUUUAUUUCUAUUAUCAUUUUAGUCGGAUGGGAAGAGUUUAAAGAAUAAGGAUGCUGCUGCAAACAUAAACUUUUAGCCUCUCGUUUCUUGAAAGGAGUCAGUUUGCAAGAAUGCUAUUGCUUGUUAACUGAGAUUUACUUUUUGAUUCUUGUUUAAUAUCAUGUUUCUGUUGGUUCAUGUUGUGUGGGGAGAUUCCUGCAAUCUAAGCAUAGAUUGAUAAUUGAUUGUAGUAGUUACUAAGCUGGGUAGCUUCUCCAUGAUUUUGACCUGAUAGAAAUUCUUUCGUAUUUGGCAACAUAGAAUUUGGAGACACUGAAAUAUGCUCGAAGCAACCUUAGUUGAAAAUCUAGAUUUAGUCUUAGGCUGUGUAAAUGAAUAGGAAAAAAUUACUAUUUGUAAAUUUGUUAUGUAUGACUAGUGACUAGUGACUACAGAAUAAUAGAUUCAGGCUUGGAAUUAGGAAAGGGCGGGCAGGUCCUCAUGCAGCUGCUUAAAUGAAAUUAUUAAUAAUGUUUCAUGCAAAUAAAAUUUAAAGGCAAAUUUAAAGGCAAAUAAAAAGUAGAGAAAAAAAAUGGCAAAGCCAUGGGUCAUUUUUCUCAAUAAGCAGUUGCUGCUUAUUUCCAGCUCCUUUUUUCUACAUCCUAUUUUCAAUUGUUAAGCAGCAGUUGCUCCACAAAAGUAGGAAAAGAUUCCAAAUUUUUCUUUUCCUGAUUAAAAAAUUAUAUGGGGACACUCUCAUUAUUUUUUUAAAGCAGAAAAUAGACUUAAGCAGCUGCAUGGGGACAUGGGUUAAUAGCAAAAUCUUGUCACGUGAUUAUUAAUUGAACUGUUGCUAUACGAUAUGAAAAGGUGUUGUAAGCAAUAAAAAUCUUGGAUGGUUUCACAAUUUUUCAUUUCAGAGGAAGCGAACUUUGGAGACACAGGAAGCAAUUGCAAGAAUUUUGAGUUAGCAAUCAACAAAUUAUUAAAUUAUGCUAAUAAAUAAUUACUUACCAACUAUUGAAGAAAUUCUCAUAAAUGUAUUAACAACUACACCGGAAAAUAUGUAAGGAUCAAUGGGAGGGUUAAACAGUACUAUGCUUGUGACGUAUUUAUGGAAGGCUUAGUGGCAUUGUAACAAUCUUGUGUGCAUUUUAAAAUUAGAAGAUUAAGGGGGUGCAAGGCUUAGACAUUGAAUAAUUCUGUUUCAUUUCAAGUAAAGUAUAUUGUAUCUGGCUAAUACCAUUGGUUUUUAUGCUUGUCCUGCAGAGAAAAUUGAUUUUACGAUUCACACACAAGUACAGGCUAGGAUUAUGGAGACCAAGGGCGGUUGA